CUUUUUAUACUUGAAUUUAUUGUUUCUUCUUUAUUCUGAUUUUGUUAUAUAUUAUUAUAUAUAUAUUAUUAUAUAUAAUAUAUAUAUAUAUAUUUUAAUUAUAUUGCGUGUUUAUUACUAUUGUUAUUUUAUUACUGUCACCAAACUAUAAUGGGUAUGUCUUCUACAUAUGAUAAAUCCAUUCCUCACAAGUAUAAACUUAAAGUAUUACAACAACCAAGUAAAGCAAGGCUAUGUAGUUUCAAAGAAAAAGUUGAUCGCAGGCCGAUUGAUCCACCUCCUAUAGUCCAACUUUAUUGUACAUGUCAUCCUCAACAACAACAACAACAAUGUCAUUACAACUUUUUACACAAUCCUUACUUUUUCUUGUACGCCAAUCUGACAAGUAUCACCGAUGACACGGAUUUAUAUAUUCACCAUGGACAUCGUACUACGGCAGGUGCUGUGGUGCAGUCUCUCCAUAAACUGAAGGAUACUGACAACAAUGAUGGUGGAUUCUUUGUAUUUGCUGAUGUUAGUGUCCGUUUGGAAGGAAAUUACAGAUUGAAAUUCACCCUAUUUGAAAUAGCUGGUGAACACGUAAAAAGAUUAGUAUCUGUCAUAUCCAAUCCAUUUACGGUAUACUCUCCAAAACAUUUCCCUGGAAUGUCAGAAUCGUCUUUAUUGACGAAAUCAUUUUCGGAUCAAGGUGUCAGGAUAAGAAUACGAAAAGAUACAAGACAUACAAGUAAACGUCAAAGAACUGACAACGAUCCAAUCAAGAUGGAAGAAAAUUUGGAAUCGGAGAAAAGCCCCAAUACACCAUUGAUAUUACCACCGUUACCAUCAUCAUCAUCAUCUAUUUCAUCAAAAUCAAAUCUUACAACACCAUCAAAAUCUGCCAUGUCGAUGCAAAAUAUUCUUUCUCCACCUCUUUAUGAAAAUAAUGACUUUUAUUCUACUCGUACUCUUCCUCCUCCUUCACGUUUAUUUUCCCAUCCACUUCCUCCAGUUUUACCACCUCAAUUUCCUGAUUCAUCACCCACUUCCACUUUAUGAUCGUAUUAUCUAUUAUCAUCAUCCAUCAUUAUCAUCAUUCUUUUCUUUUUUUUUUUUAUCUUUUUUUUUUUAUCUUCAU
This is a messenger RNA of Halteromyces radiatus, 1117 nucleotides long. Its product is annotated as velvet factor-domain-containing protein. The transcript has 9 exons. Bases 151 to 1038 code for a protein of 295 amino acids. The record is from RefSeq and is a predicted model, not a curated record. Lineage: Eukaryota; Fungi; Mucoromycota; Mucoromycetes; Mucorales; Cunninghamellaceae.